This is a messenger RNA of Adineta steineri, 561 nucleotides long. The record is from the annotation of a GenBank genome assembly. NCBI's taxonomy places the organism in Eukaryota, Metazoa, Rotifera, Eurotatoria, Adinetida, Adinetidae.
AUGAUUCAAAAGGCUGGUGCAGCAUUACUAGAUAAAAUUGGUGCUGCUAUACUAUUAACUCAUUCACAAAGUGGAAGUUUUGGAUGGUUAAUUGCUGAUAUACGACCGAAUCUCGUUAAAGCCAUAGUUUCUAUCGAACCAAAAGGACCUCCAUUUCGAGAAGCUGUUUUUUCAAAUAAAUCAUCUCGAUCUUGGGGCAUUACAGAUAUCCCAAUAGCAUAUGAUCCUAUUGUAAAUUCAUCAUCGGAUCUUUCGACUGUUGAAAUACCAUCAAUACAUGAAAAUUAUACAUCUUGUAUUCUUCAAAAAACACCUGCUCGUACAUUAACUAAUCUUGUUAAUAUUUCCGUUUUAAUAGAAACAUCUCAAGCAUCUUAUCAUGCUGUUUAUGAUCAUUGCACCGUUGAGUUCUUACGACAAGCAGGUGUUAAAGUAGAUUUCAUUCGACUUGAAGAUAUAGAAAUUUAUGGAAAUGGUCAUAUGCAAAUGAUGGAAAAAAAUAAUUUACAUAUUGCUGAUAUUCUUCAUCAAUGGAUUCGAAAGACUGUGCAUAUUGAAUGA